Molecule: messenger RNA, 660 nt
Organism: Dichotomopilus funicola
Lineage: Eukaryota; Fungi; Ascomycota; Sordariomycetes; Sordariales; Chaetomiaceae
Exons: 3
Coding region: 1-660 (219 amino acids)
Source: RefSeq, a predicted model, not a curated record
AUGAUGCUGACACUCCCACUGGUCGCUGCGCCCCUGUUGCUUUCCCAAGCAGUAUGGGCCCGAAACAUCCCCCCUCGACACGUAUCAGAGCCAUUCGACUGCGGAGAAGUCCGCGUCGACUCCGCAGACACCACUUUCAGUGGCUUCUUCGCUGCAGACUUGGACACAGAAAGGAGAUACGUAGUCACCAGCACCACCGACCAAAAGCGGCUCCUCACCCGGUUCGAAAACAACACAUUAUUUACCUUGAACAGCAGCGGCAAGAACCCAACCUUCGGAGCAACCUUUGGAUUUUACUGGGACACGCCUCCGGGUCGACCAAACUUUGCCGUGUCGGCACAGAACUAUGCCUACUGCAACAGUGUUGCUGCGUCCACGGUUGGCGAUAAACCGGCCAAGAUUGCGGCUUCGAUCAAUGAGGCUGGGACUGACCCUGCGACCGGCGGGAAACGGGAUCACGAAAGCGAGUCGGCUAUUUUUUAUUUGGACCCUGAGAGUGGGGAAAUAACUUCGCAGUGGGUUAAUGAUGAUGGGUCAUUUGUCUCGGCGGUCUUUGUGAUCAAUACGCAAAGGAGGAUCAAUAUUUCGGGUAAUCUGACGAGGUACUUUGAAGAGUGGGAGGGAACGGAGGCAAAAGUCUUUUGCUCGGGUUCGGCAUAA